GAUAUCGCCAUCGCCGGGCCGGGUUAAGCACGGCGGUAUCCACAGUUUGCGGCUUUGCGAGCUCCCACCUUGCGAAAAGCAGCAGCGACGACGAUACCGGGACCAGCUAACGUAUAACGAAAAGGACAAGAGGAGAACCGAACGAGGAACUCGCUGGAAGGUUCACCCGUGGUGGUAUUUCAUCCGGUUGACACACCAGAAGGAACGCGCGUGAACCGGGCCUCGUGCCUCUUUGAAUGGUCCAAACCUAGCGGAUGACUCACUGCUCCCCGCUUGCGUGAGUUUCCACUUCCGCAAUGACGCUGGCUCGACUUAAUAGAUCGACGAAGUAGUGAAGGACCGUGAUAUCGAAUUUGCGUAUAGAAUUUUCUAUUAUUUAUGGAUACAGUGCAGUUGUUUCACUGGCCCGAUUUCUACAGGAAUAUACAUAUAAAUGAGAAGUUCGAAAGAAAAGAGGGAAGGGAUACGCAUGAUUUACCGUAUUGAGUAUCGGCAAGGAUUAACAAAAGAAGCAAAAUUCCAUCUGGAAACUUUCUAACGAUUGCUCAAUCGUAGCUUUUCCAUCGGCGUCACGAUUCCAGACUCCGGAGGUAGGAACAAUUAGGAGGGAGUCGUACGUGCAGAAUAUGUCGGGUACGAUCGCGAUACGUCGGUAACAGAGGUCGAUGUCGUCCUCUCGCAGCAAGUCCAUCGGAAAAUGUAGAAGGACGUAACGACUGCGUGUGCGGUUGACAGACGACAAGUAAGAAGCGAGAAGCGACGCGGUACUCGUUAACCGGUUUCCGCGGGUCGGCAUGCAGAGCGACACGUAGCCGGGGCCACGCACGCCAUCAAGAGUGGCUCUUGGAUCCUCCGUGCGUGUGUCGCACGUAGGAUUGGAAUCCCACGGGGUUUGACGACAUCAAAAUCAUCUUCACUUGCUAAUAAUAUCACACCUCCUCACGGGCGACACGGGAUAUCAUCUGCUGCCGCAGCGGAAGAAGCCAGUUUCAUGCCGACAACGGACUCUCGACAGCUCUGCGCAAUGGAGGUACCUUCGGUACCACUGUAUUUCCGUUAUCAAACGGAUACCGGCGUCUCCAGUCGUGUUAGCUGUCCGAGAAUCGAGUGGUGCUCAUCCACGUGCUGCUACGAAAUAUAGAUAUUGAAACUCGAUAAUUUCAAUAGGCGCUUGACUUCGCGAUAGGUGUCGGUAUCGUCGAAGGGAUACCUUCGGAGAAAGGUGCUGGAUGCGGCAUACAUUUUAGCGCGCCGACGUGCCGGUGCCUCGUACAUUAGAAAGUGCGCCGCAUAGUGUCGUGAAUGUGUGAUCGGAAAUGUAUGGAAUGUUGACGUUAGAAAUGCGAAUAACUGGUGUGAGCUGUGUGACGAUACGGUCCUUCCUGGAUGUGACAACAAUGUCGAGUUGUUAUUAAAUCUGGAUAAAAGCCGAUUGCCUCUUGUGCAACACUACCGUGCGGUCAGUGUUUGGGGAAAAAAAUCUUCUUCCGUAAAAGUGAAGGGCGUAAAAGUUAAGCCAGAAGGUGCGAUUUGGAAAGGACAACGUGCAAAGUACAACGGUCACUGUGGCAUGAGGAGGCUUGCACGCAGACGCAAUAUCCUGGCCGCAUUCUUUGCGAUUAUGGGACGCCUUGGUAAAGGCUCGCAGAGCGCAACGAGGCCCAUUUUCAGGGUGCAUUAUCGCAAACUUGUGGACGAAUAUUCGCAGCAGGAACAAUUGAAGUUUAUGCCCGCGCUACCUGACUACAUGUCGUAUUGCUGUUGCCGAUGUGGUCACACUCAAAAGCUCAAAGCGGAGGAGUUGAACACCAUCGUUGGCAAUGCUUUCCGCAUGGCGUACGUGGCGCAGCUUCAGCGCCAACCGAUCCUUCAGGAUGUAAUCUCAUCACGAUCGACACCGUCUUAUCGCAAGGACAAGCAGGAGCAUCGAACGUCGUGGAACAAAUCGCUGCCCGGAGACGACACGACCGCCGCGGGCGCUUGCAGGAGUCCGUCGUCGAACUCGUGGCUGAAAAGUCGGACGUCGCCCACCUCCAAGACUGGAAGGGGUCCGUCUGCAGCGGAUAUGAACGUGCAACUCGGCAGCGCCGGCUCGCCCACGCUGCGACUCGCCAGCGUAAAGGCACCAAACACAAUCCCAGGUCUACGGCCGUCGUUUACGAACGUUCUCGGUCCCAUAACGAAUGUGGACGAGCCAAAGAGCUUGUCCCAGCAGAGCACGCCGAGCAGCGAUGAGAGCAACUCGCCGACAGAGUUGAACUCGUACAAGAGGCUAACGGACAAGCCGCCGCUGAUAAAGCGGCUGGCGAUGGGUUUGACAGGUGGACGCGACGUUCUUGGGUUGAACGGUGAGGAUGACAGCUGCCCGCUCGUCAGCGGUAGCAGUACGCCGACCAGCCCAUCGAACAGGCCCCAUUCCGGGGGCUACAUAAACGAGGCGAUCAUCGACUCGGAGGGUACGAGGCCGUCAUACAACAAGAUUCCACCGUCCGAGAGCCUCGAUAACACCAUCAACGCGUCCAUCACUAACGUGAAGAAUUUCAACAUCGAGAACAACAGGAUAGGGCACAAUUGCCCGGACUCGGGUACGGAGGCGGAAUUCAAGUCGAAAAGAAGAUCGCAAAUUAGCACGUCGAGCAGCUCGGUACCCGCUGACGGAAGCACUCAUGGCUCCACGCCAACCCCGCCGCCUUUACCCGAGAGAACAGACAGCCUGAAUAAUCGAAGUGAGGAGGCCGAGCUACGCAAGGCGCCCUGGUUUCAAGCUGGAAUACCCAGAGAGAUAACGCUGGAAGUAUUGAGCCAAGAGCCGGAAGGAGCGUUUAUGGUGCGCGAGAGUACCAGCAAGCCCGGAUGUUACGCCCUCUCCCUCCGUGUGCCCCGUGAAUUUCAGCCGAGUGGAAUAGCCCAUUAUCUCAUAAUGCGUACAAACAAAGGUUACAAAAUCAAAGGCUUCACGAAAGAAUUCACGACGCUCACUGCGCUAAUCAUUCAUCAUUCGGUUAUGCCGGAAUUAUUGCCGUGCCCAUUGUCGCUAAGCCGAUACAAUCCGAGCUUCGUCAAGACUGACUCCAGCAAGGAUUUCGCGGACAUCGAUUCGGACCCGGAUUACAAUACCCUAGCGGAUUUUCGCAAAAUGAUGGCCGAUCUGAAUGUCUAA
This is a messenger RNA of Trachymyrmex septentrionalis, 3160 nucleotides long. RefSeq names its product tensin-1-like. The record is from RefSeq and is a predicted model, not a curated record. NCBI's taxonomy places the organism in Eukaryota, Metazoa, Arthropoda, Insecta, Hymenoptera, Formicidae. Bases 1571 to 3160 code for a protein of 529 amino acids. The transcript has 7 exons.